AUGCCUCAAUCUCCACUCCUAUGGGACGCGUUCGCGAUCUGUGGUGCACCGGCCAAAGAAAACAGGACAUGCUGUGGUCUUACCAAGCGAGGAGAACCUUGCAAACUCUACGUAACAGAGGACGUCCACAAAGCAGGUGUCAAGAAGUUGAAUGCUCUUGCAUGCCAUCCGUUUGAUCUCUCCGUCCUUCAAGACAGGCUCCAUGAUAUCGUCCCUCAUUUCCUUUGUGCUCGGUGGCAUCGUCGACUUCAGGCUAACGAUGUCCGAGAGCGGUGGGAAUCAGCCGCCAUCCGCAACCAAGCUCAGGCGUAUACACCACGACCACCUGCUAGCGGGGAACAGGCGCUAUCAUCAGAGGCUCACCUUCAUGUGCAGCACACAAGACCGAGUCCUCCAGUAUCAUCCGGCAGGCCUGACCCUGCCCUGCCAACAGCCGAUACUAGACCUGCGGAGUCAUCCCAGUUCUCUGGUCGAAGACUGACUGAGGCUGCUUUGCGAGAGAAUCGGGCCCCCUGGGAUGUUUCGGUGGCCCAUCCAGCCGUUUUGCCUAUCGAAAGAGAGGACGGAGGAGAAGUUUGUCUUCGCCUGCGAAGUUCCAAUUCAUCAUCCAGUUUAGGAGACGAGAGCUGUGGAAUCUGUCGUGGGGAAGACCAGACUGAGCCCGUCGUCUUGAAGUGUGGAAGGUGCACCUCUCAAGUGCAUUUAGGGUGUAUGUCGUUGUGGCUUCGGUCUCGCUGGUCCGGACGAGGGCCCUCCUGCAUAACAUGUGAAUACGACGGACCAUUUUAUGUAUACUAUGACACGCCAACAGCGAGGGCUCUACGGGCUCAACGACAAGAGCUGGCCUCGGUGGCAGACCAUUUGAAUUGGUCAACCACGAGACGUGACAACCAGCGACCGCCCGUUCCCAUCACGCCUCCUGCCGAGAUCUCUCCUGCACCGGCAGGAGCGUCGACAACUGCCGCCCGAGCAAGUCCCCACAGGGUGCGUCAAGGGUCAGAGCACGUAGGAUAUCCACGUCUCCCUACGACCUCUGCACCCUCAAAUCCGCCACCACUGCGUCGAUCGGAUAGAACGACACGGGCUCCUGAUCGUUACGAGCCAAAUCUUCGGGGCUUCAGGGAGCUCGAUUUCGAUUGUUGUCUGCAUACAAUAUUCACCUCCCUUUCUUCACUCAAUCUUCCGCUGUCGGAGAUGGAUUCCCAACAUCGCCCGUCGACCAUGAUGCUCGCCGAAUCGCCAAAUUGGGACAACCUAGGAAUUUCGUCCGGUCCCACCUUACCAUCCCGUGAACUUUCGGAUGCUCCGAUAUCCCACACAAAACUUUCACCGGAGCCCUUGAGAUUGAUGAAUAGAGGGCGGCCUGCAGUCCCACAAAUCAACGAGGAUCCUUGGCGGACGCACGAGGCUAUUAUGCAGAUAUUUCUGAGUCGAGAGGUGAUACUCGCGCGGCGUCGGGAGAACAAUGCAGAGCUAGUCAACGUGGAGAAGCUCCAACAAACACGUACAACGAUCAAACCGAUGCUAGACUUUAUGAGUCGGAUCACCCAUCCAAGCUUCCCAAGUCUCAAAGAAUGUUUUCUCCAUGAAAAUCACGUGUUCCUCGUUUGGGAGCCGCUGGAGCUUUCUGUCAGUCAACUAUUGGCGUUGAAGUGUCCGGUCACGGAGAGCGAGCUUGCAGCGAUCAUCUGGCCGGUUCUCGAAGGCAUCCAAUACCUGCGCGGAUGCGGCAGGGCGCUCGCGGCGUUGAACGCUGACACCAUACUGCUUUCGGAAUCCGGUGAGGUCAAGAUUGCCGGGGUGGAGUACAGUUGCGAACUUAGCAAGGCCGAGAUGAACGCCGCCACGUUGAAGCUAUUCGCGUUAGCCGAGAUUGUCGAGAAGAUAAUUGGAAAGACCCUGCCCUCAUAUCCAUGGAGUGGGGAGGCCAAGAGUCUAUCCCGAGACUUGAAGAACCUGUCGUUGGAGGAGUUGCUACAGGUGAGUUCCGCUACCGAUGACUUGGCGGUCAUGGCUGAUCGGAUAGAACAAACAUUGGAAAAAAUUGAGUGGAAAUUCUCGACCGCUCGUAGCUGGCUGCACAUCUGUGCUGAGACGCUGUUCCGCGCACGGUCUGUUCCGCGCACGGUCUGUUCACGCGAAUAUGGGAUUGUGGUGCUGAUUUGA
Molecule: messenger RNA, 2166 nt
Organism: Penicillium cinerascens
Lineage: Eukaryota; Fungi; Ascomycota; Eurotiomycetes; Eurotiales; Aspergillaceae
Exons: 6
Coding region: 1-2166 (721 amino acids)
Source: RefSeq, a predicted model, not a curated record